CUUCGAACGUCUCUGGUCCAGAGAUUGUCCGAAGACCGGACUCGAACACAGCGAGGACACCGCGUUUUGUAGGCUUCGACGGUGGACCUUCCAUAGCCCGAUAGCCCGAGAAGUCGACCGGUGACAGCGUGGAAUCGCCAACAGCAGCCUGCAGCGAUUCCCGACAACAAGCAGUCAACGUCGUUGCAGCGUGCGCGAUCGCAUUUCUCAGUGAUGGUUCUGACACGAGAGCCAUCUGAGCCCACGAGCUCGGCCGUCGCUGUGAUGCUUUGAGCUUUCGACAUUUCUUUCGUCGAGCACCUUCAGACAAGUACAGAACUGUGAAAAUGUUGCGGUGUCCGAAGUGCAGAGUUUACGUGCUCGUUCUCGCACUCGAGCUGCUGCUGGUGAGCGGAAAUUCGCAUCGUGAAGCGGCCUCUGAAGGCGACAGGCCGCGCAUGGUCGAAGCAGACGAGGCCGUUGUGGCUGCGGACCACAGAAUUUGCUCGGAUUUGGGUGCGCGAGUUUUGAAGAAAGGUGGACAUGCGGUCGAUGCCGCUGUCGCAGUUGCUCUGUGCCAAGGAGUUGUCAAUCCCGGGGCCAGCGGAAUUGGUGGAGGCGAUUUCCUGCUUCUUCGCUUGGCAGAUGGCACUGCCGAGGCUUACGACAUGCGAGAGACCGCGCCUUCCCUUGCCACUGAGGACAUGUACGAGAAGAACAGAAGCGCGAAAGCGUUGGGGGGAUUAUCCGUCGGAGUGCCGGGUCAGAUAGCUGGUCUCCAUAUGGUGUGGAAGAAGUACGGCCGACUGCCUUGGAAGUCUCUGAUCCACCCAUCGAUUCAGCUCUGCGCUCGUGGUUUCGCCGUGGAGCCGUACUUGGCGAAUGAAAUCGUGGUGAAUUCCGCGAGGAUACUGGCAGACAAAGGACUGAGAGACGUGUUCGCGCCCAACGGGACUCUGUUGCAAGCAGGAGAUUUUUGUUACAGGAUUCAGCUCGCCAAGACACUAUCACAGAUUGCCAAGCACGGUCCGAGUGUUUUCUACGCUGGGCCGAUCGGCAGGAAGCUGGCACGAGACGUGCAGGCUGCAGGAGGAAUCCUGACUCUGCAAGAUCUCAACAAGUAUAAAGUCAUCGUCCGACAGCCUCUGGUGGCUGACACCUGGGGCUACACCAUUCUGGGCAUGCCCCCUCCUUCAUCUGGAGGUGCCGGCCUAGCACUCAUUCUGAACAUCCUGGCAGCGUAUAGAAACGUAAGUGAUAUGAAGGGCACGGUGGGUGUCCACCGCCUAGUUGAAGCUUUCAAGCACACAUAUGCACUGAGAAUGCACUUAGCGGAUCCGGCAUUUGCCGACGUGAACUCGGUUCUGAAGGACAUGCUUUCACCGGCUUUUGCAGCAGAGUUGCAGAUGAGCAUAGACGACAACAGGACUCGUGAGCCCAGGUUUUAUGGUGGCAGAUGGGGCCUGGUGGAAGACCACGGGACGAGCCAUGCGUGCGUCGUCGACCGAGAGCGCAAUGCAGUGUCCAUGACGGGAACGAUCAACUACUCGUUCGGAGCCAAGCUGUUGUCAGUGUCGACCGGCGUGAUCUUGAACAAUGAGAUGGAUGACUUCUCCACCCCCACUGACAACACUACGGAUGCCCUUCCGCCUGCUCGAGUGAACUUCAUCAGACCCCACAAGAGACCCUUGUCCACCAUGUCUCCGACCAUCGUUCUGCAGAAGGGUCAACUGAGGGCUGUUUUGGGCGGAAGUGGGGGUAUAAAGAUUUUGACGACGGUUGCCCAAGUUCUGCUGAAUCAUUUGGCUGGACGGGACCCUCUGGAAGCUGUUUCUUUACCACGAGUGCACCAUCAGCUUGAACCCAAUUGGGUGUCCUACGAGAACUUCACAAAUGUGAGGGCCGAGCACAUAGAGGUCUCACUGAAGACCAGACUAGGACUUAUACGACGAGGCCACGAGCUGAAAAGCUCGAGCCAGGCGGUUUGUCAGUUUGUCCUACACGACUUAUCUAAUCCAGUUGUUCCAUACAACAACCAAAACGGUAUCUUCAUCGGAAAGCUCACAGCGGUUAGUGAUCUCAGAAAGGAUGGAUAUCCUGCAGGAUAUUAACAGACACGGAAUAUAUCAUCGCGAAGUAAACGACACUUUCUGGUUUACAGAUUGGCUUCUAAAAGUAGGAAUGGCAAUCCAAAGCAGCGUCCAGAAGAUGAGGAAUAAGCUGUAGGAAUGGUGGGUAUCCGAUUGUACUGCACACCGCACGGUGCACAUUCACACCAGCGACAAAACCUGCUCUUUUGAUACUGAAACAGACAUUGCUCACUACCCUGCGGCCGGCCUUUCGCCUUUUGUUCCAUGGAUUCACGCAAGAAGCCCACAUUUGUACCAAAUCAAGAUGAUUCAAGAAUCCAUGCCCGUACACACGUGCAGACUGUACAGUGGAAGCCGUUUGACGGCAGACACUCUUUCGACACACAUCUCAUUCUGAUCUAGAAACUGAAGUGUCUUUACAGGACAGCAGUUUUUCUCUCUUAUCGUUCGAUUUCCGGUCCAUACAGGCGAGUUGUGAUUCUGACGAUCUCGUCACACCCCUGACAAGAAGAGUUCCUAUGUGCCCAUGAUCCCGAAGUUGUAUGGAAGCUGUCCCGA
Messenger RNA from Marchantia polymorpha subsp. ruderalis, 2627 nucleotides. The record is from the annotation of a GenBank genome assembly. Lineage: Eukaryota; Viridiplantae; Streptophyta; Marchantiopsida; Marchantiales; Marchantiaceae.